AUGACACCGAAAGUUGUAUUGAUUACUGGCUGCAACCGAGGAAUCGGCAAAGGCCUUCUUGAGCUCUAUUUAGCUAAACCUAAUCACACCAUCAUUGCCGCAAAUCGAGAUAUCAAACAUCCAUCUUCCAAAGCUCUCGAAACUUUACCUAAGGCCGAAGGUACUUCACUCAUCAUCGUACAGAAUAAUGUCACAGUCUCGACCGAUGCUGCCGAUAUGGUAAAGCAUCUCGCAUCUCGCGGCAUAGACCAUCUGGAUAUCGUUAUCGCGAAUGCUGGAGUUGCGAAUCUCUGGUGCAAGGUUUCCGAAGUUACGGCUGAAGAUUUUCAGAAGCACGUUAUCCCUAAUAUCUAUGGCUUCAUUUGGCUCUACCAAGCCACGCUUCCACUGCUCAAGAAGUCUCCCAAUGCAUUAUGGGUUACUAUCGGCUCUGGCGCCGCAUUUCUAACGGCAAGUUUACCUCCAUAA
This is a messenger RNA of Annulohypoxylon maeteangense, 468 nucleotides long. Its product is annotated as norsolorinic acid reductase-like protein. NCBI's taxonomy places the organism in Eukaryota, Fungi, Ascomycota, Sordariomycetes, Xylariales, Hypoxylaceae. Gene Ontology annotation, molecular function: oxidoreductase activity, acting on the CH-OH group of donors, NAD or NADP as acceptor. The record is from RefSeq and is a predicted model, not a curated record. The transcript has a single exon. The coding region runs from base 1 to 468 and encodes 155 amino acids.